Messenger RNA from Annulohypoxylon maeteangense, 1101 nucleotides. RefSeq lists its product as uncharacterized. The transcript has a single exon. The record is from RefSeq and is a predicted model, not a curated record. Lineage: Eukaryota; Fungi; Ascomycota; Sordariomycetes; Xylariales; Hypoxylaceae. Bases 1 to 1101 code for a protein of 366 amino acids.
AUGGCCGAUAGGAAUUACCGGGGCUUCCUUAAACCUAGUUCGGCGAGGGCAGGCCCUCGUUCGAAUAACCCUAGGUCUCAUACCGCUUACCCAGAUGUUUGGAUGGCUGACAGUGAUCGGCACCACUUAGACCGAGUGCAAGUCUUUAAUAAACGCAGGGACUCCAUCGCUUCAAGUUCGCGAAGCCGUCCCGGUACGCCAUUGAGACAUGAUCCCUCUAAGCCAAGUAUGCGUAUUGAAAAACAUAGAUCCAUGUCUACUAGCAAACCGCCGGCGGUGGAAUUUCUAGAAAAAGACUGGCGGAAAAGUACACCAUGGGCCAAAGACAAAGAGAUGCGACUUAGAUCAUCUCUAAGUCCUUCUAUCGACACACCCACCUCUACUGGAUGUAUGUCCCCAAUAGAGCUGCAAGAUGAGCUUGACCGUUACAGUGUACAGAGCCAAUAUCUUCUCACAGAUAAUGAAUGGGUAUCCCCUCCCGGCCCCCGGGGCCGAACUAGGCGCAUUGACCCAAAGGAAUUCAACAAAGAACGAGUUAAGACGCUUAAACGAUGGAACACGGUCCAAGGCUUCAUGUAUGGCAUGAAUUCGUCAACGCUUCGGGAGACCGAUGUAAAGCAACCCCGAGACGCAUAUUUCCCCGGCGUUGUAUUCAGCGCCCCUGUCCACACAGCGGUGGCCUCUGACGAAUUGCACGUUCCAAAUGACGAUCCUCAUUUGACAGCAACUCCUUUUGGUACGUUGAACUCUAAGUAUCGUAAGAUGAUUGUGUAUCGUGUUUUCGGUGAGCAUCUUCAAUGCCUGCCGAUUUAUACCCACAAUGGCCGAGGGCUGGAAGGAAAGGAGUUCCCCGAAGAGUUCGUAAGUAUUCGAGACGUAGACGACCCACAUCCAAACCGAGACGAGGGCCCAUACAUAGGAAUCGACGCCCGUCGAGAAAGGGGAUAUAGAGGGAUGUUUAUUCAAGGUAAAGCAGUUGUUAAACUGACUGAGUCAUACACUCAUCGAUACGAAGCUCCCGCUACUAUCGAAGGUAGGGUUGUGUUGCACAAUAACUGUAGAGAGAGAUUAUUUGAUCUAGUUAAAUACAAGAGUCGGUAG